UAAUUUAUAAAUUGCAAUUAAACUUUACAGGAAUUGGUACAAAAUGCUGAAGAUGCUGGAGCCACAGUUGUUGAAGUUUUGCAUGAUACACGAAAAGUGCAGAGUUCCGAAGCUCAUAAUGAUGUUCAAAAGUUUCUCAAGGGACCUGCUGUCUGUCUUUACAAUAAUGCAACUUUUACUGAAGACGACUGGCAUGGCAUACGCAAACUUAGUGACAGCAUAAAAAAGGAUGAUCCUCUGAAAGUUGGGCAGUUUGGCUUAGGGUUUAAGUCAGUCUUUCACAUUACUGAUGUUGUAACAAUCAUCAGUGGUGAUAAGGUGCUCUUUAUGGAUCCAAGUGAGCCAGAAAAGAAAAUGUGCCGCAUCCUUUCUUUAAAUAAAUUAAUGAGUAUCUGCCCCCUUGAAGACUGUCUAUAUUUAUGGAGUAAUUACUUAAGCACACAGAACAUAAAUGAUGGCUAUUUUCCCUCUACACUGUUCUGGUUUCCACUUAGGCAGAGUCCAUCUGAGUUAUCAGAUACUGUGUACUCAUAUGAACAUGUUAUAAAAUUGUUUGAAUCAUUUGGUGUGGAAGCUGCUGAAUGUCUAACCUUUCUGAAAUCUCUAGAAAAAAUAUGCUUGAAGAGGAUCAUUGAAGAUAAUAAGCUUCCAACAAUCACCCAUGAUGUACAAUUAAAUAGUCCAUUCAUGACUGAAGUUCAAGGAAAGAGAAAAAACUUUAGACAGAGGCUCAAAGAAUGUAAUGGAUUUCCAUCUCAAGCAAUUACUUGUUGCUAUGAUGUUACAGUUAAAAGUGUGCAAGAAAAUAACACAAAGCAACGGGUAAUGCGCAUUCUUCACUAUUUACCAGGUACAAAUGAAACCGCAUCAGUAACCUGGAGAGGCAAAAACAGUAACAGACACAUGCCUCUAGUUGGUGUAGCUGCACCCAUUACAACACAUGGAUCCCCUUGGUCUAAUGGGCAUAUUUUUUGCUUUCUGCCAUUACCUUUAGAAUUUGCCAACAAUACCAAUCUUCCUGUUCAGGUCAAUGGUUUCUUUGCACUUGAUCAGAAUAGAAGACAUGUCAACUGGAAGACUGAAGAGAGCAGUGAUGAACCUGAGGUAUUGUGGAAUGAAGAACUGGUAUCCAAAGUUAUUGUUGAAGCAUACUUUACCCUUUUGUGUGGGGUUCUUGAAGAUUUGAAAUCAAAGUCUUUUCACAUGGAAACCUGGUAUAAUCUCCUUCCACACAUAAAUUCCUCAAAGGGAAGAUGGAGAGAACUUGCUACUGCAUUAUGGUCAAGACUGAAAUCACUCCCUAUUUUGUACUCAGAGAAUUGGUCCUGGGAAAGGGCUAUCCUGCAGGACUUACUUGAGCUUCAGUUGGGUGUGAAGAGUGCCAGGAAUCACCUGGGAGAAAGUUCUGCCCCAGCUUCAGUUACUCCUCUGUUGAGGAAGAAUCUUAAAAAACACAAGGCAGCCAGAGAAGAGUGGAAUCGAGCAUACCUUUUAGAGUAUGUUAUUUCAGAUGAAAAUUAUAAUGAUCUUGAAGGAGUUCCUCUCCUGCCUUUAAAUAAUGGAACGUGGGGCACAUUCUCUAGGACUGGUUGUUCUGUGUACAUCUGUGGAGAAGAAGCUGGUGCUUUCUUGGGUUUGGAACAUCAGGUCCUUAGCACUGACCUUUCAGCAAGAGUUGUUCAGUCUUUGCGAAAAAUUGCACAAAAAGGUGUAACUCAGUUAAAGCUGUUCUCUCCCAGACAACAUGGGGUGGAACUACUAUCUGAAAGUGCUCAAUAUGUUAAGCGAUCUUCUCUGUCCCAGCAACAGUUGGAAUGCUGGUUGCCAAAAGUAUGGUCAGUUGUGCAACAUCUCAAUCUUCUAAGUGUAAUGAACAUAGCAUUCAUACCUAGCAGUCAGAAUUUAAAUUCCUCAAAGCUAAUAAGCCUUUCAGCUGCAAUCAUUGUGCAAAACUCGAGAUCAACUCUAUCUCAAACAGCUGUAGAGGCUCUCGAGCUUUUGAAAGUGCAAGUAAUUCCAAAGCCUCCAGAAUAUGUUCGGCAUCAUGAAUUGCACAGUUAUUUCAAUAGUUCAGAUGCUCGAGGUGUAUCCCAGGCUUUGCUUAAGGUGUUGACAAUGCAUAACAGCAAUGAUCUGGCAUGUACAUUUAAUAUGUGGCGCAGUGAUGAACAUGUUCAGGCCUUAUUGAAUGUUACUGAAGUACACUGUCUUCAGCUACAGAUUAAGAACCUCUUUAAAGCACUAAAUAUAUUCAAAGCUAAUGGACGAAAUAAUAUUUUGACUGAUGUAAGCAUUAAUAAUUGUGGCAGAAUAUUUCCGGAGAUUGUUAACUUUCCUGUAAGUUUUCCUGAAACUUUGAUAGUCCCAUCUGAUAGGGCGAGUCGACAGCUUGCAAAAAAUUUGGGCGCCACUGAACUGUCAAAGGAAAUGUUGUUUCUCCUUGCCCUGGAGAAUACAUACUCUGAUAAUGAUACAUCAAAACUUGUGGCAUAUAUUUUGGAAGAUAGAUUCCUUCAGUGCAGUGUAAAAAUUCAGCAUCAGCUGCAGUUUGUAAAAUUUGUUCCAAAUGAGAAAGGCACACUUUUCCUUCCUAACCAACUAUAUGAUCCUGAUGAUAUUGACAAUGCAGCAUUGAUUUCAGAAGAUCUAAAUCCUAAUGCCUGCUUUAGGAAAUAUUACCCCAUAUUACGGAAUUUGGGGAUGAAGAAGAUGCAGGAUAUGCCAGUAAGUAAAUUUAUUCAGAUCAUUAAAAAUUUCCAAAACAAAUCAUUAUCUGAGGAAAAAGUAAACAAGGCAGCAGCUUUGCUUAGAGCUACAAAUCACCAUCCAGAUUGCCAGAAAAUAUGUCAAGCUGUAAAAUAUGUUGACUUUGUAUAUGGUGGAACAUCCAAACCAGAUGGUUAUCCCAACAGCUUAAGUUGGGCAACAACAUCUGUGGCAUAUAAGCCUCAAGAUAUUAAAAGUUACUAUCACUUCAAGAAUUCUUUGGGCUCGGUGGUACCCCUCGUGCAUUGCUCUGAUUUUUAUAAUGUUGCUAACCACUUUGGCUGGAAUCAAAAGCCCAGUGUUCAAAAUUUUAUUGAACAUUUAAAAAAUAUAAUGAAUGCAUACCAAAAUAAUGAAGCAGGAUAUUUUGAUUUAAUAAAGGAAACAUACAAGCAACUUUCAGGAUUUAUCAAUACUGCAGAUGCAUGCUACUUACUCUCAUUGUCAACAACACCAUGUGUUUUUACUGAAUUGGGUUUCAGAGAUCCAAAACAAGUGUAUAUCUCAUCACAGAUAGGAGACCUGCUAAUGUUACCAUACAUGUAUCAGCUGCCUUUUGAAUUACGUGAUUGUGCAUCACUCUUUUCUACUCUAGGAUGUUUUGAAACCCAGUCAAAGGAAUUAUUCUUAACACUUUUAAGACAAAUUCAAGAACACCAUUGUUCAGGAAGACAUGCUGAUGUUGAUCAUGACAGAAGAAUGGUUGUACAAGUUCUUCAUAAACUAGAACAGUUUACUAAAGAUAUUUCUCCUUCAGAACUAUUAUUGCCAGUGGAAAACAUUGAUGGAAGAUUAGAGCUGAUUGAAGUAGAUCAAUGUUCUUACUCAGAACAGUCUUGUGACUGGCUAGACAGUAAAGAUCUUGGAGUAAGAGUGAUUCAUAGCAGUGUUGGAACCAAACUAGCAAAAGCUUUGGGUGUAGCACCUCUAAGCAAACAUUUACUGGCUGGACAAGAGGCUUUUAUGGAGUGGGGCCAACAUGAACCACUUACCACACGUCUCCAUAACUUACUCCGGCAGUACCGUGAUGGUGUUGCAGUCCUCAAGGAGUUGGUGCAAAAUGCAGAUGAUGCUGGUGCUACCACUAUUUCCUUUCUUUAUGAUGAACGUCAAAAUGAAGAUGCACGCACAAGGCUUAUCAGCGAUAAACUGCAAGAAUGUCAAGGACCAGCAUUGUGGGUUUAUAAUAAUGCCUUUUUCACAGAGGAAGAUUUUUCAAAUAUUAAAAAACUGGGUGGAGGAACUAAAGAAUCAGCCACCAAAAUAGGGAAGUUUGGACUAGGAUUUUGCUCAGUUUAUAACCUCACUGAUGUACCUAGUAUUAUGAGUGGGUCUAAUUAUAUUAUAUUUGAUCCACACCUAACUUACUUAGAUAGCAAUAAUCAGACACCAGGAGUGAGAUUCAACUUUUCCAAUGAGAGAAAUUCAUUUAUGCGAAAACUUCAUGGGCAAUUUAAACCAUUUAAUGAAGUUUUUGGCUGCAUUAUUCAACAGACCAAAAAAUUUGAUGGCACCUUAUUUCGUUUUCCUUUGCGAACUCCAGCUCAGGCAAACAAUAGCGAGAUCAGUAAUGUAAGUUAUGAGUAUAAAGCGAUGAUAGAACUCCUUCAGAUGUUUAGCAAGAUUAUUGGGGAGCUGCUGAUUUUUACUCAGAAUAUCAAAGAAAUCAAGGUCUUUUUCUUGAAUAAAGCAUUAUCACCAUCAGAGAAAGUGUUGUUGUUUGAAAGUUCACGAACAAUGAGGAAAGUGGCCACUUCCCCUGGAAACUCUGUCUUCAGCAACAGAGCAGAUAAAACAAAAGUGGAGAGAGUUGCUAACCUGUUUACUACUGACUUUAAAUGGAAUAGAGAAUCUUUUCAGGAAAGCACUUUUGCAGAAAUAAAAGUAGUGUGUUCAGAGGAAGGUGGAAAAUUGUGUCAUAUUUCUAAAGGUAAUUGGACUGUCAACUGGCUUAUAUCUUGGCACUGUGGUAAUGCAACAUGUAAAUUUGCAGAAGUUCUGAGAGGUAAGGCCCUUCCUCUGGGUGCUGUGGCAGUGCCAUUAAAGGAGCAAAGUGAUGGAUGGCAACCCAUUAAUCUUUCAGAACUUCCUCCAGGGUUUUAUAGAGAGAGCCAUAUUCAUUGCUUUCUACCACUGCCAGUAACAACACCUCUGCCUGUACAGAUAAAUGGAUAUUUCGAAGUAGCUUCUGACCGCACAAGCCUCAAGACACAGACAGAGGAUGACCGAAGGGAGGGCUUAAACUGGAAUGAAACCUUGAUAAAUGAUGCUGUGAAUGCUGCUUAUCACAGCCUUUUAUCAGCUUUACAAUUAGAAGGCCUAAGUAGAAAUUGUCCUUACUACUGCAUUUGGCCUGUAAAGUGUGACACAAAUGAUAGCUUAGUAUUAAACCUCAAAAAACAUUUUUAUGAUAAAAUUGUCAAUGAAGAUAAGCAAGUCUUUCGAAGCAGGAAUAAGUGGCAUCCACUGAGGGAAUGUAUGUUUCUAGAAGAGUCAUUUUAUAAACUAGAAAAGAUUGGAAAAAAUGCUUUUGAAUAUAUGGAAAAUUUAAUGGAGUCUUCUGAUCUAAGGAUGAUAAAAUUACCUAAAGAUAUUUUUUCUGGUUUCCAGUUUAAGGACAUAUCAGGACACAUGAUCUCUAAAGACACUUUUUUCUCAGAUUACUUCAUCCCAAAUAUAUCAGAGCAAUAUGUUACUUCAGAGAAGAGAAAUGAGCUGACAUUGUAUAUCAUGGAUACUCAACAACCAUGUCUUAAAAAGCUAGAAAAUGUUCGUUGCAUUCCUACAGUCCCAAAUGGAAAUUUAAAAGUUCCUAAUGAGCUAAUAAACCCCAUGAGUAGAAUUUCAGCUAUGUUCACUGUGGCUGAUGAGAGAUUUCCAGAGAGGUUGUUUUAUGAUAGUCAUUAUAGGCAUAGCAGCCUUCUGUAUUUGGGAAUGAAUGAUUCAUCUAUUCCUACAGAGAUGGUGAGCAACAGAGCAGAGACUGUCAUGACAUUACCAUGUCAUAAUUGUGCUGUUGAAAGAGCUUUUGAAAUACUGUAUUAUAUAACAACACAAAAUCCUGAUGAGCAAAAUAAUAUUGCACAAAGAAUUAAAGCUGUCUCAUUUUUACCAGUCAUGCCCAAGCCAUAUAACUGGCCACUUACUUGGAAAGGUGAUAUGCAUCUACAUCAGAAUUCUCAAGUGUGUAUCAUCCAUGACAAACUGGAUCUACAAAGCAAGUUAAAGGCCAUUGGAUUUUCGAAGCCAGCUGAUAUGUGCUUAGGAAAAUUCAAGGAGCUUGUAGGCAGCACAAAUUUGUUACUUUGGUUGCCUCGCAUAAACAAUGAUAAGAUACCCAAACCAGUAACUGGAAAGCUGGGCAUUAUUGUAAAUGAUAAUAAGCUGCCAUUAAACAAGGUGUGUCACCAGCUCAAACUAGUAAGUACUGUAUCACCAGUAGACAGUAACAUCAAGGACAUCUCUCAUAAAAUAUAUAGUCAUUUGGAACGUAUGAUUCAAGACUUUAAUGUAAAUCCAGAACAUUUACAAGAGCUAAGAAGUGAAAAGGUCUUACUUACAAAAACUGGCUUCAUGGAACCAAACCUUUUUGCAUUUUCUAGUGAGACUGAUUGUUCACCUGAUUUGUUCUCAGUGGAGGUAGAGGGCCUCGGAAAGUACACGCGACUGAUGGAAGCUUUAGGUAUUAAAUCAACCUUUCAUGUAGAUUCUGUAUUGGAAGUUCUCAAUCAAAAGCAAGAAAAAUAUAAACUGGAAAAACUAAGUGAACUGGAAAUACUGCAAAUAUCCAAGCUUUUAACAUUAUUAUUUAAUGUUCGAGAGACUAGUUCCAGCAAUUAUCAAUUACUCCUUCAUUUGUUGCACCUUCCAGAUGCUGAUGGUUAUCUCUGCCCCAUAAACAAAUUGUGUUGGGAGGAUGGAGUUGAGUUGAGCUCAAGUGGCUUUCGCUGUUUGCAUAAACACAUUUCUUUAUCACUGGAAAUGACAAAGUGGUUAGGAAUAAAAACAAAAACCAGGCAACGCCUUGAGAACUCUUCCAACAGGAUGCACUUUGGCCAGAAAGAACCUUUAACAGUUCGGCUGAAAAACAUUCUUAAAGAAUAUCCAUGUGAUUAUGGAAUUAUGAAGGAGCUGUUGCAAAAUGCUGAUGAUGCUGGAGCAACAGAGGUAGCAUUCAUUAAGGAUUUUCGACGACUCUCCACUGAAAAGCUUUUUGACAAACAGUGGGCACCACUACAGGGACCUGCUUUGAGUGUGUACAAUAAUAAGUGUUUUACAGAAAAGGAUCUUCAGAAUAUUCAAGACUUGGGUAACAGUACCAAAAAUUUAGAUCCAGCCAGUACAGGACAAUAUGGCAUUGGUUUCAAUGCUGUGUAUCACAUAACUGAUGCUCCAUCAUUCUUGACUCGAGGACCUGCUGUACCGCAAGGAGAGACACUCUGCAUGUUUGAUCCACACUGCAAGUAUGAUCCUAUGGCCACUCCAGAGAAACCUGGGGUGCAGUUUGUAAAUCUGAAUGAUUUGCGUAAAGAUCACCCAGAUUCUUUCCAAGGUUACUUGGAAGAUAUUUUUCUACAGCAGGAAGGCACAGUUUUCAGACUCCCAUUGCGAAGUGAAACAUCUGAUAUUGCAGAACCCUUCCAGCCUUACAAACUUAAAGACAAGUUGAGGGAGUUCCAGGCUGAGAUGGCAAAAUGUUUACUGUUUUUAAGAAAUGUUCGAAAAAUUUCCAUUAUGAACAUUACUGAAACAGGGGAGUGUGAUACUGAGUAUUCAGUUGAGUCAUCCAUCCACCAACAAAAUGAACUCUCAAAAUUGCAAAGUAUGAUGAAAGAAAGGAAACCUGAAAAUUUUGUCUUAAAUAUUGAUAUGAUGAGAGCAUGCUAUACAAUGAAAAUUGCAGACUCUAACAAUGAUGAGUACACUUGGUAUAUAGUUCAACAACUUGGUACAGAAAACAAAGACAGAGUGCCUGAAAUAAUACAGCAUGCUUUUACUAACAGAUAUCUUAGCCUGCUUCCUCAUGCAGGAGCUGCUGUUCUUUUAGAAACCAAUAAGAUAAAUACUGAUGAUCUGUAUACAACAUCCUGUUAUCUUCCAUUGCCAACAAAAUCAGGAUUACCAUUUAGUAUUAAUGGGCAUUUUACUCUAAAUUCCUCCCGAAGAAAUCUGUGGACUGGCAUAGAAGAUUGUAAAGAAAAGUGGAAUUCUUGGCUGAUGAAGGAGGUACUUGUUCCUGCUGCUGUUUAUGCUGUUGAUCACUAUAGAAAAUCAAUUUUUCCAGAUAACAAUAUCAGAAUUACAUUAAGUGAAUAUACAAGAAAAAUUUCUUUGUGUUGGAAAGCCUUCCCUAAUGGAACUAAUACACAAUCAGAAACAUGGAAAAAUUUUACGAAAUGGUUUUAUGAAUACAUCAUUGAUCAGCAGCUACAUUUCUUUGAUGUUUUCAUUCUAGAUAAUGAUUAUGACAAUAGUUCUUUGAUUAAAAAUAGACAAAAUGUGAAUCAGCCACAAAAUGGAGAGUUAAAUUGGCAUGCAUUAAGAAAGAAUGGGAAUGAAUUUCCAGUUUACUUUAGUGAUGACAGACUUUUACUGAUAACCAUCUUGCUAAGAAGACUUGGUAUGAAAGUGGGUAGCUCUUUCAUGUGCUGCAUCCUCCAAUCUGUAGGAAUUGAGUAUCUCACUCUUACACCUGAUAUUGCUCUCGAGUUUCUUCAUUCCUGGGAUGAAGAUUACCCUGACAAAUGUAAUCCAAUGAUAAUGAAACACAUCACAGAGACUCCAUUUUUAUGUACAGAGAAUGUGUACAACCUUUUCAAGUAUCUUUCACACUCUCAAAAUUUUCUUAGUAAAUUGGAAAGGCUUCCACUGCUGCUCACUAAUGACAAGAUUCUCAAAUACUUUGAUACUGAUAAUCCAUUAUUCAUUUCAUCAUACUGUCCUCUACUACUAAAUUCAGGAAAUGAAUUUUUAAACAGUGAUAUGGUAGAAUUAGUAGAAAAUACCCUUAAAAACUUUACAGACCAAAGUGUGCUCAAACGGUUUACAUUAAAGGACCUUGCUGACAGACUGCAUAGAGAAUUAGGCCAGAAAUAUCAUGCCUGUGAAGACAUUUUACCUUUAGGUGGUGAUGCACUACCAGAUGUAAAAUGGUUAGAUUUGUUAUGGUCAUUUAUUGUUAAUUAUGUAGAAGAAAAUUUUUAUUGCAGUGAUAAAGAAUCAGACAAAAAAAUAAAUUAUGUGAAAGGCCAUCAAUAUAUUCAGAAAACUCUUGGAGACUGGGCCUUGUACCCAUUAAUUGAGAAGAAGAGGUUGUAUGUAAUUGCUGUAAAAAAUGCUUGGAGAGUUCUAGACUGCAGUGAUCCAGCUCAUUGCAGUGAUUCACUUUCGGUGUUCCAUCGCUUACCUGUUCCAAAUACUUACAGUGAUAUUUCUCAUACUCUUAAAUUAAAUCUAGCAGCAACUCUAAGAGAUCCUUCUGUUGUUUUAGAUAACCUUUACUUUCACAGAGAGAGAAUUGCUGAGUAUGUUUAUCAAGGUGCCAUGAUGAAUAAUGCAAAUACAGAGAAAAUGACUGAAGUAUUGGAAUAUUUUGGUCAGUACUGUGAGAGAGAAUCUCUCUCUAAGGCUAAACUCUCUUCACUGAGUAUCUUUGAAGAUGUUUCAGGAGUAGUACAAAAAUUGGAAGACAUUGACUUUAUUGUACCAGAUUCAUCCAAACUUACCAGUAAUUUUAGAGAUUUAGCUAAACUUGCCAAAGAUGACAAUAUAAUUAUUUUAAAGACAGCCACGUCAGACAAAAUAAAACAUCUUUACCAAUACCUGAACAAAGAUUGUUAUAUGGAGGAUCUGGAAAUUUAUGCUAACAUAAUUUUGCCAAAAUAUACAAAUUUGCAAGAAAAUCAGAGGACCAAUUUUAUGAACAUUUUAAGAGAUGAACUAACAAAAUUACAACACAAGAAAGAGGACACAUGGGAACAAAGUCAAAAAAAUGUUGUUUUAGCAUUAAAAAAGACUCCUAUUAUAAACCUCAAUGGAAUAUUCACAACUGCAGAUCAUUUCUAUGAUCCAGAUAAUCCAGUAUUCAAGGUGAUGGAGUUAAACAAUUUACCACCAGAAUGGCAAAAGCGUGAAUGGAGUUAUUUUCUCAAAUUGGCUGGCAUGGUACAUGAACUGACUGCAGAAAUGUAUGUACAGUAUGCUAGUGAAUUAACAUCUGCUGACUCUAAUGUUAAAUUAAAGUCUAAAAUUCUUACUACAUACCUUUUUGAUAACUUUGACAAGCUAAAAUCGAGAUGUUCUCAAAUAAGGAAAAUUGAAUUUCUUGCACCUGAAGAAUCUGAAAGACUAAAACAAAUUUUACCAUAUUUUAAAACAGCAUCUGGGCUAGUCUCUUUUUCUGGUGGUGUGCCAUCAAAAUUUUCUGAUCUUCUGUGGACAACAACGAGUCUUUUGCCACAAUAUGCAAGUAAUGUUGCAUAUAGUUCUCAUGCUCAAGAAGAUUUAAACAUCUUGAAAACUCCCCCUCAAGAAAAAGUUCUUGAGCACAUAAGCAAACUUUGCACGUUUUUAACAUCUAAACAGGAGAAUUCAAGCUCUACCAUUGUGUCUGUGAUGGAAAGCAUUUACCAGCAUUUACAUCACAGUCUUCAUGAUGUGAUUGCUUACCAGACUAUUCCAUUAGUUCACUUACCCAGUCAAAAGACCUUUGUUACUGCUAAUUUAGUGGUUGAAAAUUUGGAAGGAGAAAUUAUCCCGUAUUUAUAUAAAGCACCAAUAACAUAUGGGAAAUACAUUGACCUUUUUAAAAAGCUUGGAGCUGUUGAGGUUGCUACUUGUGACACUUAUGCUCAAGUUUUAAAGAUGAUCUAUAACAGAAGUCAGCAGCAAAAGUUACACCCUGAGGAAUGGAAUUGUAUGAAGUUGGCUCUUCAAGGCUUACACAAAAAUAUACUGAAGCUCAAAAAUGUUACAGCUGCUGAGUUAUACCUUCCAACCAAAGAAGGAAAAUUAGAAAAGUCUUCUGAAAUGUAUGUGGCAGAUAUUGAGGAAUAUUUAGAUGCCUUAAAGGGAAAGUUAAAUGAAUCAAUAUUUAUAGGUUUUCAUAGCCUAAAAAUACCACUGAAUGAUGCUGACUUUGUGAAGCUUUUGCCAAGUAAUUUACAGCCAAAGCUUUUGUCUCAUGCUGUGAAAGAAGACCUAGAAAGCAAUACUGAGGAAAUAACAACAAAAUUACUUAAACAGUUAAGAGAAUUACUUUAUUCUAAUGGUUUUAAAAUGGCAGUACUGAGAAUCAUAAAUCAUGAUUAUAUAUCACAAGGAAUUAUUUUUACUGAAGCAAAAGCAAAAGAAUUGAUGAGUAUUUUUGAUAAAGUAGAUGUGAAGCAGGUGAAGACAAUUACCACAAAUUUGAAGGUUAAUCAAGAGGAAGUGGGUAAACGAAAUCGAAAGUAUUUUGUGAAAGUCAGCAAUGAAGGAGAGAGAAAAGUAACAUUAUAUAUUUGUGAGAACAUUACCAGUUCUUUGCUUACAAGUGGACUACGCAAAACUUACAGAAAAUUGCUGAACUUAACUUCAGUAAUAGUGAUGGACCAUUUAGCAUGCAUAUUGAGCUCAUAUGAAAAACCUCAUGAUAUUCCAGCAAUAUUAAAUGAGUUGAAUAUCACUGCUUGGAAAGUUAUGAACACUGAUUAUGAAUUUUAUCCAGCAGAGGUAGGUUCUUAUCUUAAUGAAGAAUUAAUCCCUUUGCUGGAUAACGAGUUUUACAAAUUCCAUGAAGGAGAAAUUGUUUGCAUGAAGAAGUAUAUUCUUGGAGAGGUUGAAGAUGGUGAAGAUCCUGAAGAGAAUAUUUAUACCAUUGUUCAAGUGAAACGGUUGGUAAGACGUCAUGAUAAUGUGUUUAUGGAUGAAUAUGAAGUUGAAACUGGAUAUGAAAUUAAGUCUUGUGUGAUAGUUAGAUCCCAUCAGCUAUACAAGUUUGUAAGACCUGCAGCAAAUGACUGCAGUGACAUAAUGCUAGCUGAUCACAUAACUGUAACUGAUGAUGUAUCUGAUAAUCUCGCUGAAAAAGAGAUUAUGAAGAUGAUAAAAAAGCAGAUUCAAGAAAUCUGGAAAGUUACAGAUGAAAAAGAAAGACGCCAUCUCCUGCGCCGCCUGAUUCUCAAGUGGCAUCCAGAUAAGAACAGUCACAGGGUGGAGCUUUGUACCCGUGUAAUGCAAUAUAUACAGCACCUAAUGAAACGGCUAGAAAGUGGAGAGGAUAUAUCAGAUGAAGAUGUAAACACUUCAUAUUCAAAUAGUGAUCCCAGUGACUUCUUCUUCAGAGAUACAGGUAUGUUCCGGCGACCGCGAAGACAGAAGAGAAGUUCCUAUGGAUUUUUUAGAAACCGAACAUCUGAGGAAAAGAUGCCUGAUUACCCUGAAAGCAUGAAAUGGCUUAAACAGGCUGAACAUGACUUCGCUGAAGCUAAUCAACGUCAUGGAGAAUCUUCAUGCUGGAUCAUGUAUAUGUGCUAUCAGGCAGCAGAGAAGAUCUUAAAAGCAGCCUUAUACCUUGAGGACCGAAGCAAGGCAGCAAAAUUUCACUGGGGCGGAGAAAUUUAUUCACUUCUUGACAUAGCAUCAAAUUUAAAAUCAAGUGAGUCGUGCUUACUUGCAUCUGACUUAGAAACUCGUGUUGGCCAUCAUACCAAUUUACGCUAUCCUUCUAUGCAAGGAUGUCCCUGUGACUACUAUACCAGUGAUGAUGCCAGUUAUAUGUUAAGCAAAACAGAAAAAUUAAUGGAGUUGCUUAGACCUUGCUUUGCAAGGUAAUUUGUUUCGAAUUGUGUUACCACAAUCUCUUAUAAUGCAGACAAUAUUGUACCUUUUUUUUUCUAGAAAGUAAACAGUACCAUAAAUAGUAUUAAUACAGUUCCAUUGUGUAACAAAAAGUCUUUUUUUUUUUAAGUUGUAAUUUGCAUAUUUAUAAUUUUAUGUGAAGUGUUUGUAAAAAAGUUGUACAAUGUUGAAAUAAACAAUAAUUCUAUUUUUUUUUAUAAGAUUUGCAGAUGUGGUCAUUAAAUGAGACCCUGUAAUUGUAGUGUAUUAGUAAGCACAAAUGUACAAGCUAAUCAUGUUGCAUUUACACUUUCUUGCAUUUGUAGUCUGUGAACUUUGUUAAAUCAUGUUGCACUUGUAGCCUGUGGAGAGCGAAACGUUGCCACAAUAAAAAUGUCACAUUAGUUCCGCUAGUGUCUUUUUACUUUAAAUAAUUGAAGAAAUCAUGUUGCAUUUAAACUUUCUUGCAUUUGUAGUCUGAACUUUAUUAAUUAAACAGCCAUUUUAUAUUAAAUGUUUUGUUUGUUGGGUAUAUCAGGGCCACUGACAGCUUAUGUCAAUAUUAAACAUUUCUAUUAUUUACUGUGGCAAAUAGCCUGUUUCUGGAAGCUGUGGUUUUCCUUACGAAUAUUUUAAUACAUAGAAUGAAGCAAUUUUGUAUGAUUUAAAUUUUGUAAAUUAAAUACAAAGCACUUUGUCUUUUAUUUUUUCAACUAGAAACCAUUUCAUCUUAUGUAUCUUGAAAGUUCAUUGUAUGUAGAUUAAAAAAUAAAUGGUACUGUAUUGCA
This is a messenger RNA of Cherax quadricarinatus, 13373 nucleotides long. The record is from RefSeq and is a predicted model, not a curated record. NCBI's taxonomy places the organism in Eukaryota, Metazoa, Arthropoda, Malacostraca, Decapoda, Parastacidae.